Messenger RNA from Trichoderma atroviride IMI 206040, 3564 nucleotides. The record is from RefSeq and is a predicted model, not a curated record. NCBI's taxonomy places the organism in Eukaryota, Fungi, Ascomycota, Sordariomycetes, Hypocreales, Hypocreaceae.
AUGGCCGGCAAUGGCAAAGAUGAUGUAGAGCACGCUCGUCGCUACGAAGCUCCGUACAACGCAAGACACCCGAUCCCGACCAUCUCCAGGUAUCGCGAAGAAAAAGAAGCCAGACAGCAAAAUGCACUCAAGGGCGACAACGGUGCUUUCGAAGGCCGCUCUCCCCAGGCCGGAGACGAUUGGAGCCAAGAUGACGAAAAAGCCGAUUCUCAAUCCGAAUCCGAAACGAUCAAAGACACGUCGCAGGUUGAUCGUGCCAGACUCGAUCCGCGAAAGCUGAAGAAAGACUCCAAGAAAGAAAGGGCUGAACGUGAAGUCACUGAUCCGGUUACCCACCUGCCGGUAAAGAUACACGACUUCACAGAUAGUGCUCUAAAAGAACUCGACGAAAACGAGGACCCAUUUGCACAGACAAAGAAGACAGCUUCUGGAGUAGAUGAAAAGAACAAGCCCGACUCCGAAUUGCGAAAGGAGCAACAAAGUUCGCAAAAGAAGCAUCAUGCCUUGAUGAACCAGUUUCCACCGCCCGACCUCGACUUUCUCCGCCAAGAAAUUACCAGUGCAAGCAACCGUGGGUUCUUAGCCUCGCUCGCCGGCGCAUGCAGUAUCUUGGCUGUCGUUUGCGUACUUCGCGAAACGAUACAUGUGGAUAUACGUCAGGCUGCGGGAUGGGGAGCCACAGCUCAGAGCAUACUGCUAUGGACCACUCUGGUUGGUGCUGGUGCGGGAGCAUUUGGCGCUCUCAUCUUUGGCGUGAGAGAUUGGACCGCAAAAAAAGUAGACAACGCAAUUCAAGACGAGAUAUGGCGGUCGCAGCGCCGGCACAUGGAGCAUGAGACGAAGAAGUACGAGCGAGAAACGACUCUAUGGCUUAAUUCUUUGCUCAGCUCCGUCUGGCCGCUUAUCAAUCCCGACCUGUUCACCAGCCUAGCAGAUACGUUGGAAGAUGUAAUGCAAGCUUCACUGCCAAAGCUGAUACGAAUGGUCAGUGUUGAUGACAUUGGCCAAGGCAGCGAAUCGCUGCGCAUUCUCGGCAUCCGAUGGCUGCCAACCGGAGCAGCUGCUCAAGCUGUAACAGAGGACGGCAAAGUCAUCUCGGAUAAAGACAAAAACAGUCGCAGCAAUACAGGCCUAGAGGAAACUGAAGAAAACGACAACGAUAACGACAGCAAAAGUGAUAAUUCAGUCUUUAGAGGCAUGGAAGCCGAGGAAGGCGACUUCAUCAACUUGGAAGUUGCUUUCGCAUACAGGACGCGAUCCACUAGUAAGUCUUUCAAAGAGAGGACCAAGGAUAUGCAUCUUUACUUGGCUUUCUAUCUUCCUGGAAAUUUGAAGAUUCCCGUUUGGGUCGAUCUGCACGGAGCUGUUGGCACCAUGAGACUGCGGCUGCAGCUCACACCGGAUCCUCCAUUCUUUGACCUUUGCACUCUGACACUGCUCGGCCAACCGAAAGUAAACCUGAGUUGCGUGCCUCUGAGCAAGCAUGGCCUCAACAUCAUGGACGUACCAUUCAUUAGCAACUUUGUGCAAUCUGCUGUCGAUGCCGCAAUGGCGCAGUAUGUAGCGCCCAAGAGUCUCACGCUGAGCCUCAAGGACAUGCUCGCGGGAGACGACUUCAAGAAAGAUACAUAUGCAAAGGGUGUUCUCAUGAUCCAUAUCAAGCGCGGCUACGAUUUUAAGAUGGGAGAUUCGGGCAUACCGCUUCUCAAGGACUCCAGCUCAGACCCCUACGUAUCUGUCGGGUGGGCAAAAUUUGGCAAAGUACUCUGGAGCACGCGCGUUCUGCUAUCUGAAAUGGAGCCAUGCUGGCAUGAAACUUGCUUUGUACUAGUUACCCCCGAAGAGCUAAACAUUGAUGAAAGACUGCGAGUACAACUUUGGGAUUCUGAUCGCUUCACCGCAGACGACGAUCUCGGGCGGAUUGAAGUCGAUCUCAAGGAGCUUAUGCAGAGGGAUGAGUCGAAUGGACGCAUGUGGGAUCGUACGGAUGGCUUCAGAGCGCUGAAAUCUGGCGAUGACAUGCCCGGGAAGCUCGAAUGGAGUAUUGGAUACUUCUCCAAAGCAAGGAUCCAGGAAUGCCAAUUCGACCAGCAGACUCACGAUCCGGAAGUCAGAACAAUGGAGCAACUGAAAGAUAAAGUCAGCCAAAGAUGCGAGCGGAAGCUUCGAGAGGCCAUGUUCAAAGGCGCUUCUAGUCGUGAGGAGAGCGAACUGCAGCAGCAAAAACUGCAGGAGCUCAAGGCAGAGCAAGACGCCAUGAUCAUUUCGGCACCACCGCCGGAUGACUACCCAAGCGGCAUCCUUAGCCUGCAGAUUCACAACAUUACCGGCCUCGAAGUACAGAAGCUUAGCAAGAAUCUAAAGGAUAAAGACGGCAGUGCGAGUGACGAGGAGACUGGCGACGGUCUGCCAAGCGCGUACUGCACAGUCAUCAUCAACCACAACAAAACUUACAAAACGCGCACCAAGCCCCAAAACUCGAAACCAUUCUUCAACGCCAGCUGCGAGCGCUUUAUUCGAGACUGGCGCUCUUGCGAAGUAUACGUCUCUGUUCGAGACGCAAGGCUGCACGAGGACCACCCGUUAUUAGGAAUCGUCCGCCUGCCUUUACGCGAGGUAUUUGAAAAACGCUCGCAAAGGAACGGGUUCUGGCCCCUAUCUGGAGGCAUUGGAUACGGAAAGAUCAGACUGUCCAUGGUGUGGCGCAGCGUCCAGCUUCAAGCUCCGCGCAGCCUAAUCGGAUGGCAAUAUGGUACAGUCAACAUUCAGCCAGUAGCAACGAGUUCGGACUGCCCUCCAGACUUGAAACAUGCAAAACUCAAGCUGAGAACGGACAUUGGCGGCGGGAAAAUGUAUUCUCGUGGAUCUGACGUGGCCAUGUGGGCUGCAAGCAAAGAGCGACCUCUCAACCUUGCCGUCCAAAAAAGAUAUAGCAGCUGCUUUUCUAUUGCCUUCAAAGAUAAGAAAAAGGUCCUUGGAGAUAAGGUUACCGCGUUCAGCGUAUGCUGGCUGAAAGAUAUCCCGGACGAGGAAGAGAUGACGCUCGAGCUGCCAAUCUGGAAAGGCGACAUGAAGAGAGCUACAGCGAAUUGCUUGGAACAAUGUGGGGAGCGAAUCGGCACUCUCAAGCUAAAAGUCACAUAUUGGCCAGGGAUGGGCUCUGCACAUUCAGAAUGGGCUAAUAAUAAUGACCAUAUGCGGGAUGUUGUUGAAGUAAUCGACGCCGCAAGAGAUAACCUGAGGGAUGACGAGCUAGAAAGAGAAGCAGGAAUUGUGGACGAAGAAAUUUCGAGUGACAGCGACAGCUCUGACGAGCACGAGUACAUACCAGAUGGCAGCGCAGAACAUAAACAAGGCCCGCUAGACCAGAUACGAGAUUAUAAACGGAGAAAUAAAGCCUUACACAGACAGCAUCGUGGGCUUAUGCAAUGGAAGGUAAGAAUGCCCAGGCUACAAGAGGAGAGUUCUAAAUGGGUGAAACACAAGCUGGACAAGGCAGAAAGCAGCGUCACGAAUCUGCUUGAUCACCGCAGCAAAGAUGCCGGAAUUGAGACUGAGGUUUAA